AUGGCUGAUAGGAAAACCAAUAAUGUGCCAAAUUCCAGCGCAAAUUUACUGUUUUCUGCAGCACCGGAGUUCAAUUUCAACCUACCUUUCAUACCUGUCAGUAAUGCCAGUGGUCCGGCGGUGUUAACAGGAGGUAAGAUAAGGCUAGGGCCACAGCAGGGCACCUAGAACAAACAUGACAGCUAGCUAUCAGACGACGUUAGCUAGCUGCUAGCUAGUUAGCUGCCAACAAGCCCAUUAUACGUUAGAAUAAUUAUAAAUCCAUGCAAUUUAAUAGAUAUCAGGAUAUUUCUGUGGGAAUUGUAGCUUGGGAAAUAAAUAGAAUAACACUUGCUACAGCGGUGUGUCAUGUCAGGUCAACAAAACUCAUAUCAACAGAACCCUUGUUUCAUCUGAUUUGUCUGUAGUAAAUCAGAGUCGAGGUUCUCAAAAGGGUGGAUUAACAUUGGAUUCUUGACAUUGCUCACAGUUAGACUGAAUGUAAGUUACUGUUGACAAGUUUAAAUCUACUGCAGUAUAACUCAGUUGCCCAAUAUUUCUGUUGUUAUUUUCCCAAGAUGAUUCUGUAGAUGUCGGAGAAGAAGACAGCUUUCUUGGCCAGACCUCUGGAAAUGCCCCAGCACCCUCCACAUUCAGCUACUUCUCCAGUCCCGUGAACAGCAGUGACCCAUUUGCCUCCAUUGGACAUCAGCCGGCAUGUCCACCCCCAGCAUCACUAUCAGUAGCCCCCGCGACAUCGGGACCAACCUCUGUCCCCAGUGUUGCCAGCAUGGCCCCAACACCCCCUGUCCCACUAACCAACCCUGCUGUGCCACAACCAUUUGGCAGUGUUGUUUACCAGAACCCCAUGGGAAGAUACACUCCUCCCCCUAGCACAGUGACCCCACCCCCUCCACAAGCCCCCGAUCAGAGUUACAAUCCGUACCGUCACACAUCCCUCAGCAGCAGAGCCAAACCCUAUAUGCCAGCUCCAGAGGUCCAGUCGCUAUCCAGCCCACUGCUGCAGCAAAAUCCCUACACUAUGGGCUCUCAAGCGCCAACAUUCCAGUCGGCACCCUCCACAUACACAAAGGUAAAGAACAACUCCACUCUGAAAGGGUGUUAGCAUUCACUGGUAUCUGUUGCUGUUUAUUGCUUAGUAGUGAAUGGUGUGAACCGCUUAUUUUAAGAUGAAUGAAACUACUGGCAAUCAGGCUAAUAUAAAUGUCUUAUAGGAUAAUUUUGCUGUUUUACAACCAAAUCUCAAUUGUAUUAUGUACAUUUGUAAGUCGCUCUGGAUAAGAGCGUCUGCUAAAUGACGUAAAUGUAAAUGUAAAUGGAAUGUUGUAGAAGGCUCCAGACACUUUGUUUGCAAUUUCAUUCAUUUUUGAGAAACUUACCCCAACCAGCGAUUCACUAAAUCAUCCUCAUUGUGCAGUACGGGGGUUCUGAACAAAUGCUCCAAAAACACCCAAAUACGUCCUUUUAGAAACUGAAAAGCUCUCAGUAUAGUGAUGCAGGUCUUUAGAUGUUCUGCACAUGAAAUUGUUUUAUUCCGAACAUUAUCCGCAACGUUAUAUUCAAUUUUGUUGCAACCCGAGCGAUACCUCUCCUUCCAUUCGGCAGCAGGCUACACAGAGAAUAUAACAGCUGGAAAGGGGAAACAGCUUGAGUUGCACAAAAUGGAUAUAAUGUUGCGGAUACAUUUCGGAAUGACACAAUUUCAUGUGUACAACAUCUAAAGACCUGCUUCACUAUACUGAGAGCUUAUCCAUUUCUAAAAGGAUGUAUUUGGGUGUUUUUGGAGCAUUUGUUCAUGCUAUUUUAGAACCCCCAUACUGCACAACGAGGAAAUGACUGAAAUUGCAAAGAAAGUGUCUGGACCCUUCUACAACAUGCCAUUUACAUAAAAAAUAGAGAUUUGGUUGUAAAAAAAGCGAACUUUUCCUUUAUCUCUCUCUUCAGCCCCCUCCCACACAGAUUCAGGGGCCGCCCCCUAUGGCCCAUCACUCCACCACUGCUGGAGCACUGGUCCCAGCCAAUCAAAUGAUGCAAUACAACUAUAACGUGUAUGAGGCUGUCCAGCCUCACUGGUUCUUCUGCAAACAAGUGGAGUCCAAGAGCGUCUGGCUUCCCUUUAGUAUCCUGGACUCCAUUCAGCUGGAGGAGAUCUACAAUUCAGGUGAGAUAAAUGAUGUGAUUUCUACUAUAAAAAAAUUAUAAUCAUAAGAGCCAUUUUAUAUUCUAGAUAUCCAAGUUGAAUUUGCAUAGCGCUCUUGUUUAUGUAGGCCUAGAUAUUUGUCAAACCUGUUUGUUUAAACGGAGCAAUUUGGAAAUCUGGCGUGUUCAUUAGGCACCAAAUGUUGCAAAAUCUUUUGAAACAUUAUUCGCUGCGCACCCUAAUAAACAGCCCUAAUAAACAGUCUGUUGUCAUUUUGUUGAAUUUUUUUCAUUCAUUUGUAUGGUUGAUGUUAUGUCCAGCCUAUGCCAUGUCUUCUCUUUUUGUUGUGAAUCUUUUCCUAUCGUAGUGUAUGUUCUUGUACGUAAAGCAAAUAUCUGAGAAACAAGACAAUAAAGAAAUAUCGAAUCUAAUAUGAUUUUAUUUGUUCAUUCUCCUCCAGUGCAACCAGACCCUGAGAAUGUGAUUGUGCGCACAGAAGGAGGGCGCUACGACGUGCAGCUCUAUGACCGCGUACGUACAGCUGUAUUUUGGGAGGAGGAACCUACAGAGGUACGGCGCUGCACCUGGUUCUACAAGGGAGACACAGACAGCCGCUUCAUCCCAUACUCAGAGGAGUUCAGCGAGAAGCUAGAGGUUUGUCCCAUCAAUGUCAAAAAACAGGACCUUGUAUUGACCAGGGUUGUGUUCAUUAGGGCACGCAAUGAAAGAAAACGGUCCUGUGUUCCUUUUCCAUUGCAAAAUGUUUGACUAUAUUUUACUACAGUGUGCCCUAAUGAAAAAGACCCAGAUUUCACUGUUACCCAGAUUAGAAUACAGCUGAACAGUGUGGUGUGUUGGGUUUUAGCCCUGAGAUUGGACUGAGAAGUGAAUAUUAUGUUUGAGCGUUGUUUGAUUGGCUGUCUUCUCUAUGUAGGGAGAAUAUAAGAAAGCUGUGUCAACCAACCAAUGGCACCGUCGGCUGGAGUUCCCAUCAGGGGAAACCAUUGUCAUGCACAAUCCAAAGGUAUGUUCGUAUGACUUAAUUGUAAAGUGCAGAAUGACCAGGUAUUUACUAAAACAUGAAAUGGUAAUUACAAAGUGUAGUUACCAAUUGUGAACACUGAACAAGACCGUAACAAAAAAUAACAUCAUGGUUUUGAGUGGACUGUUGUUUGCAGACACAGACAUGACUGUAUUUCCAUUUCUUUUUGUCUUUCUACAGGUGAUAGUGCAAUUCCAGCCAUCUGCCAUGCCAGACGAGUGGGGUACGACCCAGGAUGGUCAGACCAGACCCAGGGUGGUCAAGAGGGGCAUUGAUGAUGACCAUGAUGAAGUCCCCGACGGGGAGCUCCCUCAGGUGGAUCACCUGGUGUUCAUGGUGCAUGGCAUCGGUCCAGUCUGUGACCUGAGGUUUAGGAGCAUGGUGGAGUGUGGUAUGUGUGAUCUUUCGCUCCAUAUGGCUCAUUAAGUCUCCAUAUUGCCCAGAUCUAUAUUCAUAUCAUAUUAUGGAUGUGUUUGUUUAUGUCAUGAAGGGUAUAGGCUGUGGUAUGUUCUGACUGUCAUGGUGUUUCUUACUAUGCCCAGCAAAUGCCCCUUGGGGAUGAAUAAAGUGUAUUGAAUGUAACUGUGUUGAAUAUCCAUUUAGUACUCCAUACUACCCCAGAUAGUAUUACAAAUGUGUGUUCCUUGUGUUCACAGUGGAUGAUUUCCGGAGUGUAUCCCUGAAGCUUCUGCAGAGUCAUUUUAAGAAUGCGCAGGAAGAGCGUGUCAUCAGUCGAGUGGAGUUCCUUCCUGUUCAGUGGCACACGGCCCUGCAUGGGGACGCCACAGGGGUGGACAGGUGAGGAGACGAAAAAGUCUCCGACUUUUGUGUUUCCACUUCCACGGCCCAGCUCCAGCACUGGGCCGUGGACCUGCUCCGACUUGGGGCAAGGGCCAGUCCACUGGUACUUUUCUGCUGGCAUGAACAUAAUGGCUAACUGUGAACAUGGGUUAACACCUUCCACGCUUCCAACUUCUCACCUUCUGCUCGCCCCAAGUCUUUAGCGUCACACUCCUGCUGGAAACGCAGUUCCCGAAAAAUAACUCUAGAGCUCAUAUUAACAUACAGUGCAUUUGGAAAGUAUUCAGACCCCUUGACCUUUUCUACAUUUUGUUACGUUACAGCCUUAUUCUAAAAUGGAUUACAUUGUUUUUCCCCCUCAUUAAUCUACACACAAUACCCCAUAAUGACAAAGCAAAAACAGGUUUUUAGACAUUUUAGCAAAUGUAUUAAAAAUAAAAAACUGAUAUCACAUUUACUUAAGUAUUCAGACCCUAUACUCAGUACUUUGUUGAAGCACCUUUGACAGCGAUUACAGCCUUGCGUCUUGUUGGGUAUGAUGCUACAAGCUUGGCACAGCUGUAUUUGGGGGGUUUCUCCCAUUCUUCUCUGCAGAUCCUCUCAAGCUCUGUCAGGUUGGAUGGGGAGCGUCGCUGCACAGCUGUUUUCAGGUCUCUCAAGAGAUGUUAGAUCGGGUUCAAGUCUGGGCUCUGGCUGGGCCACUCAAGGACAUUCAGAGACUUGUCCCGAAGCCACUCCUACGUUGUCUUGGCGAACCUUCACUCCAGUCUGAGGUCCUGAGCGCUCUGGAGCAGAUUUUCAUCAAGGAUCUCUCUGUACUUUGCUCCGUUCAUCUUUCCCUCAAUCCUGACUAGUCUCCCAGUCCCUGAAAAACAUCCCCACAGCGUGAUGCUGCCACCACCAUGCUUCACCGUAGGAAUGGUGCCAGGUUUUCUCCAGACAUGACGCUUGGCAUUCAGGCCAAAGAGUUCAAUCUUGGUUUCAGACCAGAGAAUCUUGUUUGUCAUGGUCUGAGAGUCCUUUAGGUGCCUUUUGGCAAACGCCAAGUGGGCUGUCAUGUGCCUUUUACUUAGGAGUGGCUUUCAUCUGGCCACUCUACCAUAAAGGCCUGAUUGGUGGAGUGCUGCAGAGAUGGUUGUCCUUCUGGAAGGUUCUCCCAUCUCCACAGGGGUACUCUGGAGCUUUGUCAGAGUGACCAUCGGGUUCUUGGUCACCUCCCUGACCAAGGCCCUUCUCCCCUGAUUGCUCAGUUUGGCCGGGCGGCCAGCUCUAGGAAGAUUCUUGUUGGUUGUUAACUUCUUCCAUUUAAGAAUGAUGGAGGCCACUGUAUUCUUGGGGAUCUUCAAUGCUGCAGACAUUUUUGGUACCCUUCCCCAGAUCUGUGCCUCGACACAAUCCUAUCUCGGAGCUCUAUGGACAAUUCCUUCGACCUCAUGGCUUGGUUUUUGCUCUGACAUACACUGUCAACUGUGGGACCUUAUAUAGACAGGUGUGUUCCUUUCUAAAUCAUGUCCAAUCAAUUGAAUUUACCACAGGUGGACUCCAAUCAACUUGUAGACACAUCUCAAGGAUGAUCAAUGGAAACAGGAUGCGCCUAAGCUCAAUUUGGAGUCUUAUAGCAAAGGGUCUGAAUACUUAUGUACAUUUAUUUUACAUUUGCAAAAAUGUCUAAAAACCUGUUUUCGCUUUGUCAUUAUGGGGUAUUGUGUGUAGAUUGAUGAGGACAUUUAUUUAUUUCUUCAAUUUUAGAAUAAGGCUGUAACUUAACAAAAUGUUGAAAAAUGGAAAGGGUCUGAAUACUUUCUGAAUGCACUGUAAACAUUGGCAACAAACUGGUGUGGGGUAAGCCUCAGGUGGAAGUGCCCCAUAAUGGAAUUUAAGGACGUUCAUACACUUGGGAAUAGGGCCUGUUUUUGUGGGAUAGGGAAAUUAUAUUGUAACACAACAAAUAUAUGCUGACCUGAGCGGCAAGCUUUUACAAAUGUAACCACACAAUGGCUGUGUCUGAGAAUGUUACUAGCUGUCAAGUCCUUGCUAAUGCCUCCGCCCGUGAGAGGGACCAUAGAUCCCGUCCUCCAAUGCGCUUCGAGAGGAAUAGAGGAAACAAAGAUGGAGGAAGCAAGGAUUUGAAUGCUUGUAACACAUCAGACACAGACAAUCUCUCCCACUCUGGCUCAGUCCAUUUCCUACUGUUGUUUUAGGAGGAUAAAGAAGAUCACCCUGCCCAGCACGGGUCGACUGCGUCACUUCACUAACGAGACCCUCUUAGACGUGCUGUUCUACAACAGCCCCACCUACUGCCAGACCAUCAUGGACACAGUUGCCCUGGAGAUUAACAGGAUCUAUGCCCUGUUCAUGCAGCGGAAUCCAGACUUCACAGGAGGCGUCUCAGUAUCCGGACACAGUUUAGGUACAAACACCCAAACACCAAGGGCCACUUUUAUGGACCCAGAUGAAAUCCUAGUGCUGGCUUACAAAAUCUUUGUUCAAUUGAGAAUCUCUAUUGAAAGUGCGCUUUUUAGUCCAGGACUAGGCUUAAUCUGGGUCCGGGAAACCGGCCCCAAGUGUUCAUACUUUUAGCUAAGUCAUGUGAGAAAGAUUUGGACAAACCUGUCUCUCUGUGUGUUUGCAGGUUCCCUCAUACUUUUCGACUUGCUGUCAAACCAGAAGAAUGGCUCACCUUUGCAAACCAUGCCAACUGCUAAUGGGGGCCACCCUGCAGGCAACAAACAGGUAAUGGCUCCAUAGCUAUCCAAACAUUGUUUAUUUCAUUAUUUCGGUGACCCCAGAGAGUGUAACAACAGGAGUAUAAUAGGAGGCCCCUCCCUCUUCUCCUUAAAGCAGGUGGCAACCCCCGCUACUGCUACCCCACCUGCUACGGUAGGGGAGGAGCCUAAGGAGGAAGGGGAGGAGUUUGCCGAUCUUUCUGCAUCGCUGGAACAUCUGGGCCUGUCUGAGUACCAGAGCACUUUAGAACAGGAGAAGAUUGACCUUGAAUCUUUCGUAAGAACCCUCCUUGCUUGUCAUGGACCCAUAUAGUUAUUGAUAUUUACUUUCAAUGCUUAUGACCAAUGUUCCCGCUAAGCAGCGCGCAGCUCCCCCGGGACUGCUGCGCAGAAGACAUAUCAGCAUGCGCAGAGGAAAUAUCAGCGCACGUAGAGAAGCACGAGAUUGAACUUCACCCAACUUUCUAGAGUUUUCCCCUUUAGUUAACACUAUCAACGUUUCCCUUUACUGUGGGAAUUGUGAUCGAAUCAACACGAUAUUAGCCACUUUCAAUACAACAUACUGAAACAAAACUAACUAUGCAAGAGAUUGUAGGCAGAAUGCAUCGGAGUAGGAUUCUAUUGCAUUGACAGGCACGACUCAAGCCCUACUCUACAAUAACCAAUCAGAGCUGCAGUAGAGCUAUAUGCAAAUAGACCAUUGCCACAUAUGGAUCAGUGCCAUUCACUUUGAACUGGACUGUUUUUACAGCAUGAGCGGUUGUGAGUAGAUGCACUUGUUUUUAGAUCAAAGUGAGCUACAUAUAGCGACAUUCACGUUUGUUCAUAUCCUUUCCUAGUUAGUGAGUUAUUAGCCCAGUUAUAGAUCAUUUGUAGUCAGCAAUGGGGGAGUGUUUGCUUCCUACAAGAGCACAAAAGGUGUGCAUCUUUGAAAAGCAGGUCAGGUAAAGAGCUUUUUUUUGUCUUAAAGGGGGAGUGUUGUAUUUUGAGACAGGCUUGAAUAAGCUAAGUAGCCAAUAGGCAGAGGGUAGCAUAAUUUGUCUGAUUAUCUGUAAUAGUGGUAUGGGAGUAAUGAUGCAUUUUAUUUUGUAAAGUGGUUUCUUGCAUCAAAAAACACAACAACAUUUUCAGUCACCUCCUUGUCUGAAGGACAAGUGGAUAAACAGAUUAAUGUCAAGCCCUGCAUGUUUUUUUCAAAAGUCUCAUUGAAUGUAGGCCUACAUUGAACACCACACAUUGGCUGCUACUGUAUGCUAAACGAUAGAACAGAUAUUUCCAUGUUAAAAUGUUAUGAAAUGCAUUUUCUCCAUAGUUUUUUAUGGUAGGCCACUCUGGUAGGCCUACAUUAUGAUCAAAUAGCCGCAGUAGCCUACAUGACCACUGUUAAAGCUAACUUAAAGUAGGUGCAGCCUCAGGGUUCACAGUAUAUGCGUGCCGGAAUUUGCACAGAGUUUUCACAACGUUCAAGUUUGCGCUCAACAGGCCUGAGAUUUGCUCAGUGAUGAAAGAAAUUAGAGGGAACAUUGCUUAUGAGACUAUGAAAGAGACAUUACACUCCAAAAUAAACGUUUGUCAGAUGUUUUAAGACCUCUAAAGUCAAGGUGAGUCCACAUGCCACGGCAUUGGGUGUGCAGAUCCAGCUUAAUGUCUAAAUUAUUCAUACCCCAAAUUAAUGUAAAAUAUCAUUUUACGGUGCUUAUCUUUAACAUUUAUUUUGGAUUGUUUCUAUAAGGAUAUCGCUGGAUCUAUAAAACAAAUGUCCUGGGGUAAAAAACCCACAUUUGAGGCCUGAAAAUAACUUUGACUUUUGAGUGAAAUUUCCCAGAAACCUAAAGUAAAUGAUUAAAUUGUAUUACAAUGCCUCCCUAGGCCAUUUCCUAGAAUUGGUGGUUACAAUCUAUGGUCCAUUUCCAUUACCAAAUCCCACUGUGAAAUUACAUCUGAUUGAUUAAUUUACUAUUUUCUAUAUUUUGUUAGCUUAUGUGCACGGUUGAGGACCUGAAAGAGAUGGGCAUUCCAUUAGGGCCAAGGAAGAAAAUAGCUAAAUUUGUCAAAGAAAGAGCAAUUAAGCAGGUGAGCAUUUAAUCGUCUUUGUCUCUCUGACACCAGUUUUGUGUUCAAUAGGAAUAUAUAUAUUUUUAAAUGGCCCGGUACUACCGGAACUUAGAAUACAACAUUGUAUCUAUUCCUAAAUGUUUCACUACAGUAUGCCCUACUGAACACGACCCAGUGAUGGUUAAAACUGUGACAACUGAACAUAAUCCUCUGUGUUCAUGUGCCUUCUAUCUUCGGACUCCUUUCGCCAGGCAACGAGUCAGGCAGCACAAGAGAAGAAUGCAUCAGAAGUGAAGGCGGCCAGUCAAGAGGUCGUCCCCGCCCAAUUAAGCGAGUCCCUCCCAGGGCCCGGCACCACGAAGCUUCCUGUUGGCGGGACUUACUCGUCAGUCCAUGUGGAUUACAACUACUUCAAAGUUGGCACUGGACAGGUAAACCUAAACCUCUGCCAGGAUUCAAUCAGAUCAGCGGUAACCCGCGUAACUCGUAGCUUUUCAUUGCUUUUGUUUAGGUCGGUGUCGAAGGUGUGACUGCGUUAUAGCUGUCAAAUCCUCAAGCGGCUCCUGGUGUUACCGAUCGCAGACAUUGCUGUUGAAUGCACCGAGUCGCAGCCGUAUUACAAGUUUGAAUACUGGAAUGUGUGAUGUAAUCUACAACUCGAUUAGGCUAAUAUAAAUCCCUUUUAUUUAAUUUAAUGAUUUCAAAAAAUGAGUAUCAUUAUUUCCAUUUAUACAUUGGGUGGGUCUAAUCCUGAAUGCUGAUUGGUUAAAACCGCAUUCCAGCCGGUGUCUUUUCCACAAAUUACACCGGCUAAAUCUAUGAUAAAAUGCCAAUUUACUCUGUUCCAUCUGACUGCCAAUCCACUGUCUAAUCAGCCCAGCCAAGCAAUUUAUAAACUUAAUCUCCACUAUAAAAAAGCAUUUAGACAUUAUCUCACAUUUCUUUUAGACUAACAUUUUAGUUUUCAACAGCAGAGAUGUGUAUGUCCCGUGUAGUAAUGAACGUGUCGGGAGGAGACAGACAGGCAGGCAGCGUUUCUCGGCCAGUCUAAAUCAUGAAUCAGCUGGCAUUUUUAUGGAUAUAUAUACAAAGAAAUGUAAAUUGAAAAAAGGUCAAACGAAACGAAGUGCAGCUAGUUUGCAGUCUUUCCAGAUUCAGUUUGAAGUGAUUGUUUUAGCUGUGUUGUUGGCUAGCUCCUCUGAACAACAGUGGCCUGACGAGUGAGCACAUUUUCUAUGCCAGGCUAAAUAAAUACAUCCAAAUAAAUGUCACUAGAAAAGAGUUUAUGCAAAUGCAGAUUUUCUGCCUGCACUUUUUGACGUGACUGUAAGUUAGCUGUAGUUGGUUAACUAGCAAGCAAGGGAUAAGAACGUUGCCAGCCAGUAUGGCAAUGGAACAUUUAGAACGAAAGACUGGGUUGUCCAUAGAUACAGAACAAAAAGACUGAACAUCUCUAGCGAACGAACGACCAGCCGGCUUGGGUAGCAACCAUGGAUUUGUGUCGGGACUAUAUCUUGUGGAAGGAUGAAAUAGUAUGAAUACAUUCAUCAAAAUAACGUUUUUAAUGAAAAUAUGUCAAUAAUUAUUUGAAUAUGUUGGUAACCCGUUGUAUAAAAGUGAUAAUGCCUCGAAGCCGGUGUUUGGAGGAUAUGGCAUUUUCACAUAAAUUGCCUACACUUUCUCGUUCUGAACGUCCAACGUGGGUGGGAUAUAAGGACGGUUGUCGUUUCGUAACAAUGACCACAACAGCAGCCGCUCACUGAUUUGACAGCUCUAACGCAGUUACACAUCCGACAAGCCUAAACAAAAGCAAUGAAAAGCUAUAUGUUUGUCAGCUAACGUGGGUUUCCGCCGAUCUGAUUGAAUCCUGACCCUUAUGUCUACAACAUCACAUUAGUGUGGAGUAAUGACGUUAGCCUACAGCCUUUCUGUAAUGUCACGCAUAAGCAUACAUUUUCAUCAGGGCAUAUAUAAAAAGCACUGUCUGGUGUUGGUGUUCUGCCCCAUAGGUGUCGGUGGUGUACCACACUCUGGACUUCGAACCAGUGAAUUUCUUUGCCCUGGGAUCUCCCAUAGGGAUGUUCCUCACAGUUCGUGGGCUGGAGAAGAUCGAGGAAAACUACCAGCUACCCACCUGCAAGGGAUUCUUCAACAUUUACCAUCCGGUUAGCCAAUCUUUCCUCCAGGUGUUCUGAAAGGAGUAUGUGAGAGGAGGUGUGCAUGCAGAUUACAUACUGUGUGUGACAGGAUUGCCACUGUCAGCUCUAAAGCACUUUGUGACAACUGUUUACGUAAAAAGGACUUUAUAAAUACAUUUGAUUGAGCUGUGACAUGGUUAAUGCCAAUGUGUUUAAAGUAGAUCAGGGUAGCAAAUACAUUCAUUGAUAUGGAAGGGUGUAAUAUUACUUUUUUCAAAAUGUUAAAAUAUCUGUUUGCUCGAACUGUUUGUUUUAGCUGGACCCAGUUGCUUACAGGAUUGAGCCCAUGAUCCUGACAGACCUGGACUUGAAACCUGUUCUGAUUCCACAUCACAAAGGGAGGAAGAGGCUGCAUCUUGGUAUGGAACUAUAGAUUCACCACUGGCUAUUUUAUCUUCAGAUUUGUGUUCUAUUUCUUACCAUCGCUAGGUUAACCCUACCAUUGUCGUCACUGUCUCUUCCCAUUUUGACUAAUCAGACCCUGGUCUCCAAAGUAGAGGAAGUGAACAGUGUUUCCCCUAUAUUUAUUUAGCAGCGGUGGGCCACCGCCGCAAACAACAUGAUUUGUUCAAUUAUAUAUAUCACUCGGCGUACAAAACAUUAAAGAACCAUUUCCUAAUAUUGAGUUGCACCCCCCCCGUUUGCCCUCAGAACAGGGUGGCGCAGUGGUCUAAGGCACUGCAUCGCAGUGCUAGCUGUGCCACUAGAGAUCCUGGUUCGAAUCCAGGCUCUGCUGUAGCCGGCCGCAACCGGGAGACCAAUGGGGCGGCGCACAAUUGGCCCAGCGUCGUCCAGGGUAGGGGAGGGAAUGGCCGGCAGGGAGGUAGCUCAGUUGGUGGAGCAUGGUGUUUGCAACGCCAGGGUUGUGGGUUCUAUUCCCAUGGGGGGGUCGAACCCACAACCCUGGCGUUGCAAACACCAUGCUCUACCAAUAUGAAAAUAAAAAAGAAUAAUGUAUGCACUAACUGUAAGUCGCUCUGGAUAAGAGCGUCUGCUAAAUGACGUAAAAUGUAAAAAAAACAAAACGCCUCAAUUCGUUGGGGAAUGGACUCUAUAAGGUGUCGAAAGCGUUCCACAGGGAUGUUGACUCCAAUGCUUCCCACAGUUGUGUCAAGUUGGCUGGAUGUCCUUUGGGUGGUGGACCAUUCUUGAUACACACGGGAAACUGUUGAGCGUGAAACACCCAGCAGCGUUGCAGUUCUUCACACAAACCGGUGCACCUUGCACCUACUACCAUACCUCGUUCAAAGGCACUUACAUAUUUUGUCUUGCCCAUUCACCAUCUGAAUGGCACACAUACACAAUCCAUGUCUCUAACCUGUCUACUCCCCUUCAUCAAUACUGAUUGCUGAUUGAAGUGGAUUUAACAAGUGACAUCAAUCAAGGAUCAUAGCUUUCACCGGGAUUCACCUGGUCAGUCUAUGCCACGGAAAUAGCAGGUGUCCUUAAUGUUUUGUACACUGUGUAUAUAUUUCUGCCGAGCGGUGCAAUUAAAUGGAUAGUCGUUGGCUCAAUGACUGGAAGUCAAUGGGAACAGCUAGCAUGUCAUUGCGCUACCGUUACCCUUGCCACCACUGCUGAAAAGAAUCCUAGUGGAAACACUGAAUUAGAGGAAGUAAAUGAAAUACGACUCAAAUCUUGGCAUAGUGAAACUUCACCAACAAGACCAGGGUUCCAAAGUGUAAUAUGUUUAAUUUAUGUCGGUGAGGGGUUUACAUCAUGGAUUGUUUUAUGUGUGGCAGAGCUGAAGGAGAGUCUGUCCCGCAUGGGUUCGGACCUGAAGCAUGGCGUCAUCAGCUCCCUGAAGAGUGCCUGGCAGACCCUCAACGACUUUGCCCGUGCUCACACCUCCAAUGCCCAGCUGGCAGCCGAGCUCGCUAUGGUGGCCAAUCAGAUCAAGGAGGAGGAGGAGAAGCAUGCACACAGUGAUGGUGAGUAUAAGAGUGAUUUAAAUAAGUAAUUCAAUAUUGCUCUUUCGGUUUAUUUGGAUAGGGCUUUAUCAACCAACAACUUUAUUUAAACGUCAAAACGUUGGUUAGUCGCAGAACACAGGAUAGUGGAGAGUCCUGAGCUGCUAAGAGAAGAGGAGCCCCAGGUGAAAAUAGGAAUGCUGAAUGGGGGGAACCGCAUCGACUACGUCCUACAGGAGAAGCCCAUCGAGAGCUUCAACGAGUACCUCUUCGCCCUGCAGAGUCACCUGUGCUAC
Messenger RNA from Coregonus sp. 'balchen', 13168 nucleotides. NCBI's taxonomy places the organism in Eukaryota, Metazoa, Chordata, Actinopteri, Salmoniformes, Salmonidae. The record is from the annotation of a GenBank genome assembly.